This is a messenger RNA of Ostrinia furnacalis (Asian corn borer), 1776 nucleotides long. RefSeq names its product mitochondrial transcription factor A (gene TFAM). The transcript has 5 exons. Gene Ontology annotation, biological process: regulation of transcription by RNA polymerase II. The coding region runs from base 95 to 841 and encodes 248 amino acids. The record is from RefSeq and is a predicted model, not a curated record. Lineage: Eukaryota; Metazoa; Arthropoda; Insecta; Lepidoptera; Crambidae.
UGUCACAAUUUUUCGUAUAUUUCGUAUGCUUGCUUGGUGAUGCUAUUUUUAAAUAAACGAAAAUAAAGAUUUAUCACUAGAAGUUCACAUAAUAAUGACUUCGUUUAGUCAGCUUUGUCGUCUCAAUAAUAUUAUAACAAAUAGUUAUAGAUCCAUUUUGUAUGGAAGGAAUACAUGGAUAAAUCAGCAGGUAUGCACCUACACCAGAAAAUCGGCGGAAGAACGCCUUGGAAUCGAAAAACCAAAGCGUCCGUUGACCCCGUUUUUUAAAUUCAUGGCACAACUACGGCCAGCUUUACUGGCCAAAAAUCCAGGAAUUACUUCCAAAGAGGCCAUAGCGUGGAGCUCAAAACACUGGCAGGAGCUUGAUUCAGAGACCAAGUCACAAAUGGUUAAAGAAUAUGAAAAAGACUUUGAAGACUACAAAAAAAUAAAAGAAAUGUAUGAAAAAUCACUAACAGACCAACAGAAAGAAGACAUUAAGAAACUUAAAGAAGAAUUGGCUGCUGCCAAAGAAAAGAGGAAAUUAAAGGCUGAAUACAAAGAACUAGGUCGCCCUAAGAAGCCAAUGUCUUCCUAUUUCCUAUUUGUUCAAUCAAAGAAAGAUCAAUUCACUGGAAAACAUAUGAAAGAAUUUCAGGAAAAGGUGAAAGAGGAUUGGUUAAAAUUACCAGGAACUGAAAGAGUUAAAUUUGAAAAGCAGGCCCUAGAUCUCAUGAAUAAGUACAAGAAAGACAUGGACGCCUGGGAGUUAAGAAUGUUAGGCAUAGGACGUUCUGACCUGGUACGAGCAAAGCCUGUGCGUGAGAAGAAGGCAAAGAGCGAAAAGAGCAAAGAAUAGGAACUCGGGUGCUCUGAUGACUUAACUGACUCAAACAAUAUCUCUGAUCUUAGCAGUAAGAACAAUGUUGAUCUACAGACUAGUUUUAGUUUUAAAUCGGGCGUUAAUUUUGAUAGUCCGCAACAGCCAGAAAAUCAGAAAAAAGUUAGCAUAGAGCAAAAAAAGCUAAAGUCAGAAAAGCAUCAGAGCACGGGUGACCUAAAAGAAGCUCAAUCAGAUAAAGUUGAGCCUGAAAACCAGUCCACUAACAAAGAGAAGAGUAAGACCAUAAUUAGUAGUAUUAAAAGCUUCUUUAAGUUUUAAAUUAACUUCUGAGUAGUGAAACAAAACUUAAAUUCCUAAGUUCUAUUUUCUCAUCCUGUAAGGAACAUUCCUCACUGCCAGUUCAAAAUUGACGUUAUACCUAGCAGUAUCAAGCGUUACUUAAACCACACCUUGAGUAUUGUUUCAUUAUUUGGGUGUAAGUUAUUUGUUUUCGAUGUUUAUCACAUUUGUUUUCCACUGGUAUUUCAUCUUCACACAUUCUUACAUAUUAGCAUGUACUUUAGUUUAUGUAAAUAUACUUUUGACUACAUGAACAUGUUUCAUUGCUGCCAUUUUAUUCUUAUUACACAUUGCUAUUUUAUCAGUAGCAUGUAAUCUAAAUCAUCUUAUUUGGUUUAUAACAUGGUAAAAUUCCUUUAAAAAUGGCAUAAUGUUGGUCCCCUCAUUUUGGAAUGAAUAAUAUAUUAACAUUAAAUCCUAGUGCCAUAUAAUGUGGAAUAUUUUAAAUUGUGUGGGAAACAUGAAGGGUAAAAUAUUUUUAUUAUUUCAAUGAAUGAAAUGAAAUGGGAAAAUAUGGUUCUGAGGAUGGGAUCUGGGAUUUUAUAUACAACUAGCGCCAUCUCUUGGUAGGCGAUAUUGUGUAAAUCUCAUUGUUCAUCAAAAUAAAUGCC